UUCAACCCGGAAGCAGCACAUUUGAGCGUUCGCUUUACAUUAAGAAAUCUCGUUAUGCUUAACAGCAGAAAGACAGGGUAAUGACCAGCGGACUGAUUUUUUUGGUUUGUUUUUUAAUUGUACUUAACCAAAGUUGACGCUAUGAAGGGAGAAGCUAAAAGCAAGGUGGUGACAUCAGGAAGGUUGACAGGGCCAGGCAGAGUAAGUAGAGGGAAUCGGAAUCUGAAUCCAAAAGCGACAGCAGUCCGCUCUGAACCAGCCUAUUCUCUAUACUCCACAGACUCGGAGGACCAGGUCAACACACUCCAUCAAGGUCUGGACCGUUGUGCCGCACUGCUCAGUGGUAUCCUUCAGGCUGAUAAGGCAGCCUCAACAGACGUUCCCAGAACGGAGAAGGGGGGACUCGUGAAAACAAGACUGUCCAGCUCAUUGGGGAAAAAGAGCAUCAAAAAAGCACCUACAAAGAAAGACCAGAAGAGUUCUCAACUAGGCCCGCACGGACCAGUCAGCACAACUCCAAGAAGACAACGACUGACUUCUACAGCUCCACACUCUGGAGUGAAACUCCACCCGCCUCCGAAAAAAACUUCUUCUUUGCCACAGCUUCACUCGCCUUCUGCACCUAGCCACGUUGUCCCUCCACCACACACCUCCACACCUCCACUGCAGCCCAAGACUUCAGUCCUACUGUCUGUGCAGCAGUCUUCCUAUCUCUUAAGACGGCUGCCUCUAAAAACUGACCAGCAGUCUGUGCCUAAUGGUCCACUUGCACAUUGUAAGACCGUGUGUGAUAGAGGGGAGGAGACUGUUCCUGUGAGAGACAUCAGUGUCAAGCAUGGACAGGAGGACACGCACGCCACCACAGAAAAGAAAGCAAAGACGAUUCAUUAUCUGCCAAGGCUCAAGGCUAGGAUUGCUGGACAAGGCGGUGGGGCAGAGAACCUGCUCGGUCAUCUGGAGCAGAUUGUGUCGCCGCCGUUCAUGAAUACCAGCAGUUCAAACAUCCAGACCGAGAAUGCAGCAGACCUAUCAUCACUGCAGAGCCAGAACUCUCAGGUCCACAGGCAUGUGAAUAUUGUGAACCAGCAGUUCUCAGAGACACAGGAAGUGAACCUGGAGAUACUCUGUAACUCAGAAGGACUCACUCUGCAGGAGGAGCUCAUUGCAGCUCAGUCCAAACUGCAGGAGCUGCAGGAUGAGUUCGCAAAACUACGGGAAGCCCACCAGAACACACAGAGCCAGCUGAGAGACAUGGAGGCACAAAAUGCGCUUAUGAAGACAGAGUUGGAGGCGACUAGAAGCAGGUUACUGGACAGCGAACAAGAGAAGAAUGAGCUGGCCUCACUUGCCCAGCAAAGACUUGAAGAGAUUGAAAACCUGAACAGGCUCCUUCGGAGUCAGUGUUUAUCAGAUUGUCCUGCUGCUGCUGCUGACGACAGCUUGUCGAAAAACCAACAUCUGAGCCAACACCAGCACAGACAGGAUUCAGCAGUGCUCCCCACUGAACGCGUAACCCAAUACCUAAUGUCUCUGGGCCGGAAGCAGCCUCCAGAGAGAGAGCUCCCUGAUGCCAAAUCUUUACAAAGCAAUGAGCCAGCAGAUGCUUCAUUACAUCAACAGAACUCUCCACUCCACCGUUCACAUUGUUUCAAUGAGUCAGGUCAGCGUAGGCCAGUGUUUAACCCCAUGCUAUUCCAGUCCGACGUGGAAUCCGUGUGCUCUGGCUGGAGCAUGAAUACCUUAUCGACCUUUGACACCAGAGAUGAGACGGCGUUCAGAGUCGGCCUAGCAGCGCUGGAUGCCAGCAUAGCCAGUCUACAGAAAACCUUUCAGCUGGACCUGAGGAGGUGAUGGGCACAGCUUCACUCUGCACCUUCUCAGUCAACUACUUUCUGGAUUAUGUUGCAUAACUGACUGACUCAUUGACUGUUGCCCUUUAUUUUGUCUCAUUAGUGACAUUUGAAAUUUAAAAUAAAGUUUACACUCACACUGGUUGACAGGAAUUAAUU
Mugil cephalus (flathead mullet) is the source of this 2009-nucleotide messenger RNA. RefSeq names its product coiled-coil domain containing 14 (gene ccdc14). Gene Ontology annotation, biological process: protein localization to centrosome. Bases 142 to 1851 code for a protein of 569 amino acids. The record is from RefSeq and is a predicted model, not a curated record. The transcript is spliced from 11 exons. Gene Ontology annotation, cellular component: centriolar satellite. Lineage: Eukaryota; Metazoa; Chordata; Actinopteri; Mugiliformes; Mugilidae.